AUGGCGGAUCCAGGCCAUCUAUCUCUAUCCGAGAUUCAGGAUGCUAUCCACCAGCUAGACAGAAACGAACCGGGUGCACGCCCGCUUCUCCAAGACCCAGCAAGACAAAUACGAUUGUUCACCCUCUGGCCAGGGACACAAGAGAGUCCGAUCCAUGGGGUAUUCAGUGUGGCUACCCUCGACGACGGGCCUGAUUAUCAGUGUAUAUCAUACGUUUGGGGCGAUGCCUCGGAUACAAAGGACAUCACAGUGGGCGGGAAAGACUUCAAAAUCACGACAUCGCUGUUCUCGGUCCUACGGCGCAUCAGAUCCGAGCAAGAAUACCUGACUGUGUGGGCCGACGCGUUAUGCAUCAAUCAGGACGAUCACGAGGAGAAGCGGGUGCAGGUCGACAUGAUGUUCGAUAUUUACAGCAAAUGCAGUAAUUGCUUUUUCUGGUUGGGAGAGGUUGACCUCCUCGAUGGGGAACUGAGCUUAGACAUUGCUCGCUACGGCUUGGACUUCAUCGAAUUCUGCGACGAUACAGACUUGGAAAGAGAAAACAACGGCUUUUCGACGGCUGAAGGGUUGAUGAAAAUUUGUCUCACCUUUCGAAGCCUGGCCAAAUGUCAGUGGUGGCGGCGAAUAUGGACAGUUCAAGAAUGCGUCGCUCCUCACACGGGGAUCUUCCUUUGGGGGCCUCUCACGAUAUGUCGAUUCCCUUUGAUACACUUCUAUAAAAAUAGUGUGCGCGCGGCAUUCGAAAAACGUAGGUGGAUAAGUGACAAGUGGGACAAGCACUAUUUCGAGGCAGCGGGAGCAAUGAAAUCGCUGCUAGAACUACUCUCGACGUUGAGAAAUCGAAUCGAAUCAAGGUCGCAGGCAGUGGUGGAUGGUGUAGCUAGUAUUAGCUUCCUUUGGAAUGCCUGCGACCGCCGAGCUUUGGAUCCGCGCGACAAGAUCUUCGCUCUACUACCUUUCAUUGCAGGAGCAUUGGUGAAAUCAAAGUCAAGCAACUAUGACAUCGACUGUGUAGAGCUAUACAGCCGCGUCACGGUGGAUCUCAUCCGGUCUUGUCAAUCGUUACUCCCACUCAUGGGACGCCGGCAGAGCGAGACGCCCUUGGAAGGACCUUCUUGGGUUCUGGAUUGGCGUCGCCAAGAGAUGGCACAACAUAAAGAGGUAAAUGCGUUUACCAUGGCUCUUAGAUUGACCUACCACUUCGAUGCUUCACAUGGCCUUCCUCGGCUAGAUCUACAAAACCUUCUUUCGGGCGACGGACGGCAGUUGAGACUUCGUGGACACUUCGUUGACACGCUUGUGGGCAAACUUAUGCCACCAACUGGAGUCUCCGCGGGUUAUGAUGACCCCUUGAAUUAUAUGCAAUCCCUUAAAAUCUUGAGACAAAUAUGGAAACAAAGCGUAGCUGAAGAUGCUUUCAGUGCUUUGCGAAACCUGGAUGGGCCAUUGGUGACAAACGAAGUCGUCACAGAGUUUUCUGGGAUGUUGGAUGACGUGCUCGACCUACGUAUACAAUACGAGUCACAGGAUUGGGAAUUGAAAGAGAAAGCACAGCUGGUAUCCUGGCUGCAAUCUAGGAUCAUGACCAUCUUUCUUGUAAGUGCAGGGACGCAUGAUAGAUACCACCUAGUGAGUGAUUGCUAUUUGCCCGGGAUAAUGAAAGGCGAGCUCUCACUCGCAGGAACUUCUUUCUUGCGAACUGUCACUUUGUGUUAA
Colletotrichum scovillei is the source of this 1716-nucleotide messenger RNA. RefSeq names its product heterokaryon incompatibility protein. The transcript is spliced from 3 exons. NCBI's taxonomy places the organism in Eukaryota, Fungi, Ascomycota, Sordariomycetes, Glomerellales, Glomerellaceae. The record is from RefSeq and is a predicted model, not a curated record. Bases 1 to 1716 code for a protein of 571 amino acids.